AUGGCGCCUCCGUUUGAAUCUGGAGGUUCUGCUUUUGAUACCAGACCCUUUAACUCCCAGGCUGAACGGAGCUGUCUCGUAUAUAAAGAUGGCAACUCCUUCGUCAACUUCUCAUGCAACUGCAACAAUCAUCAAAGCAGCAAACAAUCCAGACAUAUCUACAGCAUCUUUACAUUCCUGUUGGCAAAAUACCACCCUUCUACUCAGUCUUCUCUCAUCUGGUUAAACAUCCUUAUUGAUUACCUUCCUUCCAGUCACCACCACCUUACAUUCUCCACAAUGGACAAGUGUACUCUAGAGACCUGUCCCAUAACGGAGAGUAUCUACCAGUACAAGCCCUCGCUGGCCGGCAAUGCUGCACUCCUCGCCAUCUUUGCCGCCUCCGGCAUUGUCCACUGUCUACAGUACUUCUUUUUCAGAAACGGUUCUUACUCCAUCCCCAUGAUCCUGGGAUGUCUGACUGAAGUUAUCGGAUACGUCGGUCGUGUUCUCCUCGCCGAUGACCCUUUCAGCCAGAAUGGUUUCCUCAUUCAGAUCUGCUGUCUUACUCUCGCUCCUGCUUUCUUCUCGGCAUCGAUUUACUUCUGUCUCGCUGAUAUCGUCCGCCUCUUUGGUGAGGAAGCAUCAUGGAUCAAACCACAACAUUAUGCCUGGAUCUUCAUUCCUUGUGAUCUUGUCAGCUUGAUUCUUCAGGGUACCGGUGGUGGUCUGGCCUCGGUUGCCGCCGAUAAGGGCACAGACCAGGCACCCGGAACAAACACUAUGAUUGCCGGCUUGGCUUUCCAGGUCAUCACCCUCGUCGUCUUCAUCUUCCUUACCCUUGGAUUCAUUAUCCGUACGAUGAAGUCCCGAGCUCUUCAAGAGAAGGAAAUGGGUGCCCGACCAAAGCUUCCAAUCAGCCGUGAUCGACUGGUGACUUUCGCCGUUCCAUUUACUGUCGCCAUCGUCACUAUCUUCACUCGUUGCGUCUACCGAGUUGCUGAACUGAGUGGGGGUUGGGAGGGAGACCUGAUUCACGAAGAGGUCACCUUUGUUAUCCUCGAGGGAGUGUAA
Molecule: messenger RNA, 1053 nt
Organism: Trichophyton verrucosum HKI 0517
Lineage: Eukaryota; Fungi; Ascomycota; Eurotiomycetes; Onygenales; Arthrodermataceae
Product: RTA1 domain protein, putative
Exons: 2
Coding region: 1-1053 (350 amino acids)
Cellular component (GO): plasma membrane; fungal-type vacuole
Source: RefSeq, a predicted model, not a curated record